This is a messenger RNA of Mytilus trossulus (common blue mussel), 1474 nucleotides long. RefSeq names its product beta-1,4-glucuronyltransferase 1-like. Lineage: Eukaryota; Metazoa; Mollusca; Bivalvia; Mytilida; Mytilidae. The transcript is spliced from 3 exons. The record is from RefSeq and is a predicted model, not a curated record. Bases 182 to 1393 code for a protein of 403 amino acids. Gene Ontology annotation, cellular component: Golgi apparatus. Gene Ontology annotation, biological process: protein O-linked glycosylation via mannose. Gene Ontology annotation, molecular function: glucuronosyltransferase activity.
AUUGUUUGUCAAUUUUUUCUUCUCGUUACGCAUGCCCAAGAAGGCGGAAACUGGAAUUGUAAACAAUGGAAUCAUUCGGAACGGCCACUUGCAUUUUACCCUGUUUCUAAGGGAAUAUGAUAUUGUGCAAGACACCCCAACAUACAACUAUAUAGUAUGAUGAAUAUAAAAGGAUACUAACAUGGUAUUUGGUUUUGGAAAGAUUGGUAUUGGAAAAGUCAUAGCGUUCUUGGUUUUAAUUAUUGUUCUUAUUCAAAUCUGGCACAUAGGCAUGUUGACAAAACAUGAAAGGAUGACAUUACCAAGCAACCAGAAAAACGAAGGAGACCAUGGACAAGUUCGAAUGCUCAUAUCAAAAAUUGAAAACGCACAUGUACUUGAUAGCAGUGGUACUUAUAAUAUUAUCACCGAUAUUUUCUGCCAUGAGGAUUCAAGUUCCAUUCUACAGAAUGAUGUAACACUGGUUUCUCAGACAUCAAGCAAUAAUUUAAAUGAUGUGAUUGCCCUCAGUGAAAGAUGGGACGGUGUAAUCUCGAUUUCCGUUUUUACUCACUUUAAAGAUUUACAAUUUUCUAUGGACAAGCUGUUACAUCUGCAUCUAUGCUUUCCCAAAAUACAAAAUCGUGUUCAUUUUCAUCUCGUAUAUCCUUUAUAUAAUGACAUUUCGCUUGACGAAUUAAAACAUAAUUUUGUUAGCUCUAAUUGUGAGAAUUCUAUGAAAACUUUUCACAAUCAAAAUUAUGAAAUUGAAGGAAUAGAAUACCCACAUAAUCUUUUGAGGAACACGGCAAUAAAAUUUUGUAAAACAAGCUAUGUGUUUCUCAUUGACAUAGACAUGCUCCCAAAUAAAUAUUUGCGAAGAGAAUUUAAUACGUUUGUACAAUCUUUUAAAAAUGAUUCUGUUGUGUUUGUUGUACCUUCCUUCGAAUCAAAAGACGAUGCCGUUAUUCCAACAGAUAGGACACAACUUUUAAGAAAUUGGAGAUUAAAGAAAAUCAGACCAUUUUAUUUUGAUGUUUGUGAAAAGUGUCAAAGGCCUACAGACUAUGACCAGUGGCAAUUUCUACCAGACUCUAGUCAUUUAAAUAUAGCUUACUUUGUACAACGGGAGGAUGCUUACGAACCAUUUUAUAUAGCCAAGAAAGAUUUCCCAUUGUACGACGAGCGGUUCAAACAGUAUGGAUACAAUAGAAUUAGUCAGGUAUGUGAAAUGAACAUUGCAGGCUACAAUUUUGGAGUUUUAAACAACGCCUUUCUUAUACAUAAAGGAUUUAAAUACAGAGACGGCUUCCAUAAAAACAAAGAAAUAGAGAAUAACAGGAAUAGAGACUUAUUUCAACAGUUUAAAAGAGAACUCAGAACAAAAUAUCCAAAUUCAAAACGGUCUUGUUAAUAUUUUGCAUAUUAAGGAUUUUAUAGUUCCAUAAAUACUUAACUGAUCAACGAUUUAUUUCAAUAUUAAAUUUCAAACAUG